AUGUCUUCUUUUUUUCGCCUCCUUUCAUGUCUAUUUUUAACCUAUACGUUUUCAUUGACUUCUCCACCAAACGACCUACUUACAUACGAACGCAUAGUUGGUUUUUUGCCAAUAUUUCUUUCCAAUAUUUAUUUCAUUUUUUUUUUAUUUUCAUUAUUGUAUUAUUUUUCAUUCCUUAUCGUGUUUUCUUUCUUUUUUUGUCUUUUUUCGCUUCCCAUUCUUUAUCUCUCUCUCUCUAUCUAUCUAUCUAUCUAUCUAUCUCUAUCUCUCUAUCUCUCUCUCUCUCUCUCUCUCUUUGAUGAUUUUUAUUUCUUUAUCGUCCCAGAAAACAAAAAUGUUUAUCGAUUUUUCCGUAAUUUCUUCUUCCUCUCUUUCUUUUCUCUUUUAUCUUCUUUUUCUUCCCGUCUGUUAAUUUUGUUCUCUCGAUUUUAUCAUUUCUUCGUCUUUUUCUUCGUUAUUCUCUUUUCUUUUACUUUUUUUUCUCCUUCUCUCAUUCUUUUUCAUAUUUCUCGUUUUCUUUCUGUCCUUUCUUUAACUCUCGAUUUCAUUUUCUUUUUUUUUUUUUUUAUACGUAUUUUUUACAUUCUUAAACAUUUUAUCUUUUCUUUCUCUUUUCCUUUAUAUUUUAUUACUCUGCAUUUUUCUUCUUUUUGUCUCCUUUCAUAUUUCUUUCAUUGUUUUCUUUCAUUAGCUGUCUUUCUUUCUUUCAUUCUUUCUUUCUUUCUUUCUUUCUUUCAUUCUUUUCUGUCGCUCGUUCGCAGAAAUUCUUCCUUCACUCUUUCUAUUUUUCACUUUUUGUCUUUCUUUUUUCGUCUAUUCUACACUGUUUAUUUCUUUUCUAAUUAUUCAUUUAUUUCCUUCUUUGUUCUUAUGCUUUUGGUCUCCUUUCCUAUUUCUUUCCUGAUGACAACCGUUAUCGUUCAAUCACCGUUCGAUAACCCCUCUCUCCCUUGUUGUUUUUACUCUCUCUCUCUCUCUCUCUCUCUCUCUCUCUCUCUCUUCCAUUUACUUUUAUCUUCAUCAUUCUUUCUUUUUAUCUUUUUCUUUGCUGUUCUUGUUUUCUUUCUUUUUUUCUUUUUUUCUUUUUCUUUCUUUCUUUCUUUUUUUUAUUUCUUUCUAUCUAUAUUCUCUUACUCUCUUUUUCCUCUUUCUUUCUCUUAUCUGGACACAGCACAUAGAGAAGAGAAACGUCUUCCUCUGCAUGUAUUUUCCCACUUUCCACUAAACGUCCUUUUUUUAACUCUUCCUCUCUCUGUUAAUCUCUCUUUUCAUUUCUCACCCUUUUUUUCUGCUUAUAAUGUUUUUUUCGAUCUCUCUCUCUCUCUCUCUCUCUCUCUCUCUCUCUAUCUAUCUAUCUAUCUAUCUAUCUAUCUCUCAUUGGUGCUUUUAUUAUCUCUUUCCUUUUUCAUCUCCCCCUCUCUCACUUCCUCUUUUCUUUUAAUAUCCUUUUCGCUUUUCACCUCUGUUUCGUUUUUGUUUUCGCAAACUAUUGCGUUUGUCUUUCAACCUUCCUUUUCUUCUCUUUCCCUUUUCACCUCUCCCUCUCUCUCCUUGUGUUUACUGUGUUUCUCUUUUAACUCACGCUCUUUCCGUGCUUCUAAUGUCUAUCUUUUUUUCUUUUUCGUCUCUUCUUUCUUAUUUCGUGCUUUUACUACCCAUGUCUUUAUAUUCCAUUUUUCUCUUUCUCUCUUUUUCUACCUCUUGGUUUUACUAUCUCUAUUUUGUCUCGCCGUCUCUCUUUGCUUUUACUGUAUUUUCUCUUUGCAUCACUCCUUCUCGGCUUCUUAUUUUUACUAUCUAUCGCUUUCUCUUCUCAUCUAUCACUUUCUCCUUAUUACUUUUACUAUCUCUUUCUUUUUCUUUUCUCUCUCUCUCUCUCUCUCUCUCUUGCUUUCUCUCUCUUUCCAUCUUGCUCCGCUGGCGCCGUGA
Messenger RNA from Acanthosepion pharaonis, 1929 nucleotides. The record is from the annotation of a GenBank genome assembly. Lineage: Eukaryota; Metazoa; Mollusca; Cephalopoda; Sepiida; Sepiidae.